UGCGCGGGUGCGGCACCCGGAAGUCGGCGGCGGCGGAGGCGGUGAGUGAGCGGCGGGUGGCUGGGGCUAGCAGUCUGCGCUCCUGGCGGGGCUGACCCACGGUCGGGCUCCGGGCUCUUGGAACGCGGUCUGGACCAGACCUCGUGACCGUGCGAGCAAAGCCACCCCUGCAACCCAUGUGCAUCAUCUUCUUUAAGUUCGAUCCUCGUCCCGUUUCCAAAAAUGCGUACAGGCUCAUCCUGGCAGCCAACAGAGAUGAAUCCUACCACAGGCCGUCCAAGUUGGCAGACUUCUGGGAGAACAACAGCGAGAUCCUCAGUGGGCUCGACAUGGAAGAAGGCAAGGCAGGAGGAACAUGGCUGGGCAUCAGCACACGCGGGAAGCUGGGGGCACUCACCAACUACCUACAGCCCCGGCAAGAGCCAGACGCCCGCGGCAGAGGUGAACUUGUGUCUCACUUUCUGACCAGUGACAUGGACAGCCUGUCCUACCUGAAGAAGGUCUCUACAGAGGGGCACCUAUACAACGGCUUUAACCUCAUAGCAGCUGACCUAAGCACAGCAAAAGGAGAUGUUGUUUGCUACUAUGGAAACCGGGGGGAGCCUGAGCCUAUUGUCUUGACACCAGGUGAGCCUGCUUUGGUGUCUAGACAGGGUAGGGACUGCUCCUAUGUUGGAAAUACUAUGUGCCACCUGUGGCCUCUGCAUGGCCAGGCUGACCUUCUCCCUAUAGGAACCUAUGGGCUAAGCAAUGCCCUGCUGGAGACGCCCUGGAAGAAGCUGUGCUUUGGCAAGCAACUCUUCACGGAAGCAGUGGAGCGGAGCGAGUCACUCCCUAAGGACAUUCUUGUCACCCAGCUCCUAGAAGUCCUCAACAAUGAGGAGGCACAGCUGCCAGACCCAGCCAUUGAGGACCAGGGCCAGGAGUAUAUUCAGCCAAUACUGAGCAAGUAUGCAGCUGUGUGUGUCCGCUCUGCCACCUAUGGCACCAGAACCAACACCAUCAUCCUUGUGGAUGCAGAUGGCCAUGUGACCUUCACAGAACGAAGCAUGCUGGACAAAGACACCUCCUGCUGGGAGACCAACACCUAUGAGUUCACACUACAGAGUUAGUCACUGCCAGGCUCCUAAGGGCCAGCAUGGACAGGAACCUUUGGUGGCCACCCUGCAUGUCUGGCUCAGCCAGCAUCCCUAGGACCAGGUCCUUCUGAUCUGUGUCCUCGUAUUCAGCUCAGGGUUUGUCUUUGUACCAAUGGAGAAUGGCAGAGUCAAAUACUAGGUCUGAGUUGGGCCUAGGUGUAUCCUAUGUGAACACACGUACCUUGGUCAGCCCCACCACUACUGUGUACACAGACACGUGCACCUUACUGAUGAGCAGGGUUAUGCCUCUCACCUCACAUGUUUGGCAAGUGGGUCUCUUCUUCCCUGGACAGGUAACAAAAGCAGACUUUUUUUUUUUUUUUAGAAACUGGAGACCCUGUAUUUGUUUGCGUUCAGUAGUUCCGUAUGCACAAGGACUCUGUGUGCAUUUGCUCAAUGCUGAGGUGUGGAACCUGGGAUCUCUUAGGCCCCUGCUUGCCCAGGACUGUGGGUUCUGAGCAAGACCAUUUCACCAAAUGGCUCACGCAGCCCCUGCCGUCUCUCACUGUCCGUGUUAUAAGCUGUACACCAUGGGAUGUGAACUCGAAUGUGCACAGUUGAUAAUAAAACUUUGAGGCUGGAA
This is a messenger RNA of Rattus norvegicus (Norway rat), 1722 nucleotides long. The record is from RefSeq and is a predicted model, not a curated record. Lineage: Eukaryota; Metazoa; Chordata; Mammalia; Rodentia; Muridae.